CAUUACACACACUAAUACUCCUCUCCUCUUCCCUUCAAUUUUGGAUCAAUUUUGUUUUUAUACCAAAUUUUGGUACAAAUAGGUAUAGGAAUUUUGUGUUUUUCUUAAAUAAGAUUAAUGAAGUUCGGGAAGAGAUUGAAGCAACAUGUUGAAGAAACGUUGCCGGGGUGGGGGGAUAAGUUUUUGUCGUAUAAAGAUUUGAAGAAAUUAGUGCGGCUGAUUUCAUCAGCUUCUCCGGCAAUGUUGAAUGGAUCGGAGACGGAGUUUGUUUACUUGUUGAACAAUGAGAUUCACAAGUUCAAUGCUUUCUUUGUGGAACAAGAAGAAGAUUUUGUUAUACGACAUAAGGAGCUGCAACAGAGGAUACAGAUAGUGGUUGAUAUAUGGGGCCCAAAUGGGAAUGAACCCUCAGAGACACGUUACACAGAGGAAAUGUCAAAGAUUAAAAAAGACAUCGUCGAUUUCCACGGUGAAAUGGUCCUCUUAAUCAACUAUAGUAAUAUUAACUACACAGGUAUAUUAUGAAGGAUUCCGUCCAUUAUAAUUUACAAUACAGUUGUUCCAUAGGUAGCUUGACUCGAUACAAAAUUUAGAGAAAAAAACUUUUGAAAUUUGGGGUUUUAAAAAUUUAAAAGGUAAAAAUAUUUGUGGGUUCAUAAUAUUUGCGUCGUUGUAAAAACUUCUC
Nicotiana attenuata is the source of this 685-nucleotide messenger RNA. Its product is annotated as SPX domain-containing protein 3-like. Gene Ontology annotation, biological process: cellular response to phosphate starvation. The coding region runs from base 118 to 525 and encodes 135 amino acids. The record is from RefSeq and is a predicted model, not a curated record. Lineage: Eukaryota; Viridiplantae; Streptophyta; Magnoliopsida; Solanales; Solanaceae. The transcript is spliced from 2 exons.